GCUUAGGAGGAGCCAAGCGCUGUCCGCUCGACCGAAGACGGAAAGGGACUCAAUUGUUGCGACCCUGAGUAACCUAAUAUUUGUAGAAAAGCUUAAACGCGAAAACUCAACUUUGCGCAUAGAAAAGUUCCUGGAUUAGGGCAGAAUUAACACAAAGCAGCGACGCCACUCCAGCUCCACUCCCAACAACAGAGGCGAGGCAGAGGAGGACUGUGACACGGCCGGCUCAAGACACUCAAGUGCUCCGCAACAUCUCCCAGAAGUCCACAGUGCACAGACAGGCGGCACCAUCCUCCUCACCACCGGCACAGACAACCAGGAUCUGUGGUGACCAGGUCCUGAAGGAUGGAACAGAAGCAAUGUCCUGGGAUACUGAAUGGAGCGGUUCCCGGCGAGCCAGUGAAGAAAGAUGAAAACUCCCGCAGGGGCAACUGGGGAAACCAGAUUGAGUUUGUGCUCACCAGCGUGGGCUAUGCUGUAGGCCUGGGUAACGUCUGGAGGUUUCCAUACCUCUGCUAUAGAAAUGGAGGAGGUGCCUUCAUGCUGCCAUAUUUUAUCAUGCUUGUUUUUUGUGGCAUCCCUCUUUUCUUCCUGGAGCUCUCCUUUGGUCAGUUUGCCAGUCUGGGAUGCUUGGGUGUCUGGAAAAUAAGCCCCAUGUUCAAAGGUGUGGGUUAUGGCAUGAUGGUAGUGUCCACCUACAUUGGGAUUUAUUACAACGUGGUCAUCUGUAUUGCCUUCUACUACUUUUUUAUGUCUAUGACAAACUUGCUACCAUGGACUUACUGCAAUAAUCCCUGGAACACACCAGACUGUUCUGGUGUCGUAGACUCCAGCUCCUAUGUUAAUUCCAGCUUGGCUAAUGCUACUAGCAGCCUGCUAACAGCAGUGAACCGCACAAAGAGAACCAGCCCCAGUGAGGAGUACUGGAAGCAUUAUGUAUUGAACAUUUCCGAUGACAUUGGGAACUUUGGUGAGGUGCGCCUCCCCAUCCUGGGCUGCCUGGCUGUGUCCUGGUUUGUGGUCUUCCUCUGCCUCAUCAGGGGAGUCAAAUCAUCUGGAAAGGUUGUAUACUUUACUGCAACCUUUCCCUAUGUGGUUCUGACCAUCCUCUUCAUUCGAGGCAUUACUUUGGAAGGAGCCUUCAACGGCAUCAAAUACUACCUGACCCCUCAGUGGCAGAAAGUCUUGGAUGCCAAGGUUUGGGGAGAUGCUGCAUCUCAGAUUUUUUACUCACUCGGCUGUGCCUGGGGUGGCCUGAUAACCAUGGCAUCCUAUAACAAGUUCCACAAUAACUGUUUCAGAGACAGCAUCAUCAUCAGUGUUACCAACUGUGCCACUAGUGUGUAUGCUGGUUUUGUCAUCUUCUCCAUCUUGGGCUUUAUGGCUCACCACCUGAAUGUCCCUGUGUCAGAAGUGGCCGACCAUGGCCCAGGUCUGGCCUUUGUGGCUUACCCAGAAGCCCUCACUCUGCUGCCCAUUUCUCCUCUAUGGUCACUGCUCUUCUUUUUCAUGCUUAUCCUUCUUGGACUCGGAACACAGUUCUGCCUCUUAGAAACCCUGGUGACGGCCAUUGUGGAUGAGAUUGGGACAGACUGGAUCAUCAGGAACAAGACUGUGGUCACUCUGUCAGUGGCCAUCCUUGGCUUUUUAUUAGGAGUGCCUCUGACAACACAGGCGGGAAUCUACUGGCUGCUGCUCAUGGACAACUAUGCUGCUAGUUUUUCCUUGGUCAUAAUCUCCUGUAUUAUGUGCAUUUGCGUCAUGUACAUUUACGGUCACAGGAACUACUUUAAAGAUGUCGAGAUGAUGCUGGGCUUCCCUCCUCCACUGUUCUUCAGGAUCUGCUGGAGAUUCAUUUCUCCUGUCAUUAUUAGUUUCAUCCUGAUAUUCACCGUGAUCCAGUACAAACCUAUAACCUACAACGACUACGUGUAUCCAGGCUGGUCUUUGGCCAUUGGUUUUUGCAUGGCCUUGUCCUCUGUGAUUUGCAUACCCAUCUAUGCCCUCUACAAGAUUUCCAGAUCUCCAGGAGCUACCUUCAAAGAGCGAUUAAGGUAUGCCUGCCGUGCACAUCCAAAGUGGGGCCCAGCACUCCAAGAGCACCGGACAGGCCGCUAUGCACCCAUGGCCACAGCCCCUGAAGACACAGUGGAGGCACGCCCUCUGAAGGAAAAGGAGGAGCUCAAAGAGGAGCCUAAGGAGGAGAAGAAGGAGGAGAUCAGUCUCACCAUUCAGGGAAGCAACGGCUCCACCAACACACACAACAGCCCCAACCCCAGUGCAUAGACGCCAUGUGCCAUCAGCCCAACGCCAGCUCCUCGCUCGCCUGCCCCCUGCCCGACCCAUCCAAGCCACUUUCCCACAAGCCUUUGUGGGGGAGAUCCCAUUUGCUGGAGACCUUUACAUAUUGUAAAGGCUUAUUAUAUCUAUCCUAACCAUCUAUCUAUCUGUGUGUCGUCUGUAGAGUCAAGUUUUAAAAAAGGAAGAAAAAAUUGGAUCAACUUCCAAAAUGAAUUGUGUGUUUGUGUGUUUUGUGAGUGAGCAUGAGUGAGUUUUUAAUUUGUUCCACAUAAUUUAAUAAUGCAGUUUUGUUUCUAUUUUUCUGUCAAACUUGUGCAUGUACAUGUCAUCUUUAUGCAGUCAGUGUAGGGUGGAGCGUUGCUGCAUGCAUAUUCUUUGACAUAGAGACAGCUCACUUGUGUUUGCCGUGUGCCGUGUGUGUGGCGUGUGACAUAGUGGUGCGUUAUCAGGCAGAACGGAUUGACAAGAGCCUGCACUGGCUGUACUUGUGCACAUUGAUGAGCAGGAAGAUGAAAUGGAGAAACACAGUUACUCUUGUUCAUAUUCAAACUAUUAUACAUUUUUACAGCACAUGGUGACCUCAAAUUUAGUUUCCAACUAAAUCUUAAGUGUGUUGUUUUUUGCUGCUGCCUCUUCAGUAAAUGUAUUAAAUUAAGAGCACAUGUUUAACUAACCAGACACGGAGUGGUAUGAUGCUUAGUGGGAGGUACUUCCACAAUUUAACUAAAGCUGCUUCAACUGAUGACUUCAGAUAUUUCAAAUCAUCUGCUUUUGAAUUUAACAAUAGUACUCUAAAGUAAGCCAAUCAUGACAGGACAUCACAGCCAAUUUCUCAGGGUCCACAUGAACUGUUUUUUCACCUGUGGAAACCUUGUCCUGUUUUAAGUCAUGUAUUAUAUUUUAGGGAACAAAAACAUUGCAAAGAAACAUUCAAAUUGAUCAUGUAUUUUUAAUCAAAAUCGUGUUCCUUUAUAGAACUGUUUUAGACACUUAACUGUUCUUCUGUCAUUCUUGGUGGUCUAGUAAACUAUUUCUUUAGCCAAAGCUGCCCUGGGCAGACUGACGGAAGUGUAACUGCGAUUCUUUCCCACCUGCAGCCACAGUCACAUUUGUAUAUGUUAAGCAUGGUGCGUGAAAUGUGAAAUUUAAGGGCACAAAAGCAGUAUGCAUCACCAGUGGUGAUGAUCUAACCAGUGUUGGAUUAGAGGCUGCUUCUCUACCUAUACUGCAGUCGUCAACUUUAGUUUACUUACUAAACUCGAUUUAAAGUCUUCCAAUAUUUGUUUCAAUCAAAUGUGUUGAAGAGAACAGGAGAUGAGAGGCGCCGUGUGUGUUUUGCUGUUGUUGUUUAAGGUACAGGUCAUAGGUCAUGUUAAAGGGACACAUUUUUGCUUACAUCAUCUUAUGUCAACUGUAGCUAACACUGGGCCAUAUGCAAGAGUACACAAAUGGCAUCAAUACCUGCCUUCUGCCUAUGUGCAGUCCCAGUCUUCCUUUUCAUGGUUUCAUGAGAUGAUGAAGUAAAAGCAUUUUAUGAUGCUUUAGUUGCUUGUUGAAGAUUGCACAGCCAUAACUUGUAAUACAGUUUCUUAUGUGCAGAGCAAAACUGUGGCCCUUUGGGACAUGUGACCAAAUCAGUAGUUUAUAUUACCUGAGUACUGUACAUGUUUUACUAAAAAGCGUAAAUGUUUGGUCUACAGAGACUGAUCCAGUCUCCUACAGUCAGAACCUUUAAAGUAGAACCCAAUGUGGGUUGUCAACAGCAACAUCACCGAACGCGUGAAUAUCGAAUAACUUUGAAUAUAGGUUUAUUGUUUACUAUAAUAAUGUCUCAGUAGUCUCUCUUGCAACUAACUUAGUGAAUGAUCAUAAAAGUUUAUUUUGUAAGAAAAUAAAAUCACACAAAAAAUGUUCACCAUUUAUUUCCGGUGACACCAUUUGUUGUUUUCUUGGUGGUUGGUGUGGCUACUUCUGUAGGGAGAAGCUGGUGGGGCUUAGCACAGAAUAACUGAGUGCUCACUCACAGCAGGCCAAUCACUGUGUGUCUCUGAUCUGAAGGAGCUGUUUGUAGUAAUGCUCGGGGAGAUGUUUGCUCAUGUGGGGAGCUGAUGCCUGUAGAAGCUGGCUUCCAUGCUGUACCAUGCUUCCUGUUGUGGUCAAAUGUGGGUUGGCAUUUUAGUUUUUAUGAACAUGAAACUAUCUGUACAAAAUUAGUAUUCAGUUUGUUGACGCAUUGACAGUAUUGGCCAGAACUAAACUGUGCAGUUUCUUUGUCAGACUACAAGAGACCCCCUGCUAACUCUCAGGGCAGUUAAGCAACAAUCAGUUUGCAGUGCGAGCUAAAUAUUUUAAAUCUGGAAUAAAUAACGAAAAGCUACAAAAUACAAAUAAGCACAAGAGUUUAUAAUGCAACAAUAAUAAAACAACAAGUUAGUUAAUAAGUUAGUAAGCAUUCCAAAACACGGCAACCGUAUCUGGCAAACUGCAGCAUCUAUGCCUCCUCUUUAGUGUCCACUGCAUCUGAGUACAAUGGUUUCUAACAUACUUGCAUUUAGAGCAUUACAGUGUUUUGUGAUGAGAGCUUGAGUGCGUCCAGUUUACCUAUGUGUUGCUGCUGUAGUAAGUGGAUUUUAACGUUGUGCAGUCAUGGUAUGUCUUAUUAUCUCACCUUUACAGUUGUGGCUGCCCUUUGUACAGUAAUGUAAAAAAUAUAUAUAUUCAGACUGUAUGUUGCUGUGUACUUUUCUUUUUGGAGUUGAAGAGGAUGACCCAAAGGAGGUGCCAGAGUGUUGUUUUAUUUUUGACUUUUAUUUUCAUUUGUGCUUCAUGUAGUGUAACCUAGAUGUCUUGUACUAUGCGAUCACUGUGAAGUAGUUUAGCUGUGUAGCCUGCUUGUAGUGCAGGCGUAGAGUCAGUAUUGAUGUCAAUGUAUCUAAUAAUGCCAGGAACUAGAGAAGUUGUAUUCUACUAACAUGUUCAGUGUAUUUUGUACUAAAGGGGAGAAAGUACAUAUUUUAUCUUUAGAUUUUAAUUGUUCAUCCAUGUUUAGGACACUACGUUUGGUUGCUGUUUUAUUUUUUUUUCCUUUUUAAAGCUAUAUCAAAAGUAAAAAGACAAAGCCAGUUGAUAUAAAAGGCAUUGCCAAACACUUGGAUGAAAACUUGAACUACAAAAAUGGGAUGUUUUUACUGUGAACUCCCAGUGGACAGAAGUACAGAUACAUGACAAAGUUUUGAUGCUGUUGCCUCACAAUUGUACAGUUGUCUGACUUGUGAUGAAACAGAUGGAUAUGUCAAAAGAAAACACCAAAUGACUGCUACCAGGUUUACUCAAUCAUUUCUCCAUUCACAUGUGUUAUUGCAUCGAUGUUCAUUUUGUCUAAAUGUACUUCUGUGAUAGAGGUGCACCACUCAAAACUGUCCCCUGGUUAAAGGUGAACUACGCAACAUUUCUGGUGGGGUGGUUGCUGCCUGCCUUUCUCCAUGGAGAUGUUAUUGCUUUUUCAGUAGUGUUCAACAAUUUGGCAUUAAACAUAUCAAUCAAUUUUUAUUCAGUUACAAGUGUUUCUAUUGUCUGGUGGCAUCACCAGCUUGCAUCAUUGAGAUACAUCAUUUUAAUGCUAUACUGUGGGACAUUCCAACCAAGGCACAUGAACAAGGUGGUGGGGCCCCCUUCAGAAAAGUUACAUAGUGCACAUUUAAAGCUCUGAUACGUUGCUCAAGAAUGUGUUAGCAUUUGCUAACAGGCCGCUUCACUAAAUGCUUAUAGCUUGCUUGUUGUUGAAUUACGCAGUCUGCACUGAUGUUUCAAAGCACAACCGUUAACACUGUACUUAUAAACUGUGACUUGACCUGAUUCUCCACAAGCUACCAAACAUUACCUCUUCUUAUAUUGUUAGUAUGGCUCAUGUAGCACAAUUCUCAUCCUCAGCACUUUAAUCAUGUUAGAUUUACAGCCGAUAUGGAAAUACACUUGUACAAUGAAAUGACUGAAUUUCUUUUUCAGUUGUGUUGCUGAUUUAAGCGCUCAACAAACACUGUGAUGUUCCUAUGCCACUGUAAAUUGUUUAGGCAGAGAAAAAGCACAAAUGAAAGAGAGAAUGCAAUGAUUCUAUCAUAUCUGUAUCUAACACGUCUGUUCUUCAACCUUUAGGGCCAAAAUCCAUUGAAAUGUCUUAGUCCUGUCAUGUAUAUCGUAAACUGUUGAAUUACAAAAUGAUAAAUAAAAUGUAUUUUAAAGAUCA
Boleophthalmus pectinirostris (great blue-spotted mudskipper) is the source of this 6544-nucleotide messenger RNA. RefSeq names its product solute carrier family 6 member 9 (gene slc6a9). Bases 346 to 2286 code for a protein of 646 amino acids. Gene Ontology annotation, molecular function: glycine:sodium symporter activity. NCBI's taxonomy places the organism in Eukaryota, Metazoa, Chordata, Actinopteri, Gobiiformes, Gobiidae. Gene Ontology annotation, biological process: synaptic transmission, glycinergic; neurotransmitter transport; sodium ion transmembrane transport. The transcript is spliced from 14 exons. The record is from RefSeq and is a predicted model, not a curated record. Gene Ontology annotation, cellular component: plasma membrane.